UACCUGUAAGGCGAAAUGAUAAGAGAGCAGGCUGGUAGCUUUUGACCCCUGAGUGACAUCAGUUCCGCUCAUCCUGACUGAGCCGCUGAUUGUCGUGAUUACAGCAGGCCGUCCACGAUGUCGAUCCAGAAUCACGUGGUGUUGCUCCAGGCUCUAACAUUCCUCGCCUUUGUUAUGUACGCAUAUAGCUACUGUCAGCGGCCUGGUUUUAUCUGUAUGAACAAAGGAAACUGUACAGCAGACAGGACAUGUAAAUGUGACAGAGGUUGGGGAGGCUAUGACUGUCGGGCCCCUCAAAAGUAUGUAAACUGUCGCAAAAGGUGUAGCAAUCACGGGAUUUGUGUCAUGAAUGGAUUGUGUUAUUGUCAAUUUGGCUAUUACGGUGACAACUGUGAAAAAAAGAACGAAACGAUUUCGUGUAACAUGUUUAGCAUGGACGUGACAAUGGCCACCCCGGGCAAACGUGACAUCAGUCUGCGGGGAGCCGAUGAAUGCGGUCUUUCAAAGGUGCCCUCGCGACCAGGAGAGUAUGUAUACAAACGGAGCUUCCCAAUGGUACCAAACCCUGGUACUCCGUGUGACGUAUACCAACGAGAACAUCUUGGGCCUGGGAUGUUCUCCUACACUAUGUCUAUGUCUGUGAAGCGUAGGAAACAGAUUUUUUCGCCUCUGGACUGGGUAACAGAGUUUAUUUGUACCUAUGAACGGAGUGCUAAUGGCUCUACCAAGCCAAAGGAAGACUACAAGCUGUUUGAUGUUGACAUCUUGGACUAUUUGAAUCAUCCUAUACAGAGCGGUGCCAAAACCACCAUGAGUAAAGAAUUUUUCCUAGUGUUUUUCUCUAAUAAAACAGACUAUGAAGUUCUAGUGAAAGAACUGCAUAUGUACAAUGUCUGGACUGGGGAGAAGCUCAAUACCCUUAUCAAAGCUGGGUGCCGGACAUACGUCGGUAAAUUAAAACUGUUUGAUGAACCUAUCGUCGGGGAGCACGUACGUUAUGAUGGCACCGCGGUCCAAGGUACCUUUGUCAAUUUUCACCCAAUCAACGAGCCCUUCGAAAUCUUUUUCGACUACAAAGUGCAGAUAUGCAAAGGGCAGUGUUCAAAGCCUUUCUGUCACGCAACGAAAAUACAAGAGGCUCGACCUGGACUUCGUCUGAUCCUAGAAUGAAAGAUUAAACAGGUUCUAAGAAAUGUAGUCCAACACUAGCGAAAAGGACACCCACAGCGAUACUGCAUUGUCUGCGUAUUGAUGUAUAUAGUUUACUUUAACCGCAACUAUUUGGAAAAAUUUAACAAAAUUUUGCAAAUCCUUCCGCUAUUGUUGGACAAUGGCUAUUACUUUUCUAAUAUAAUUGUAAUGUUUCAUUGUUUCAUUUAGAAUGUUGAAUACGUUUUGUCAUAGACCAGUGCUAUUCUAGUAUUCACAUAAGAUCGAUUUCUUCUGAUGAAAAACUUGUCAUUUGUACCACCAUCCAUUGUAUUUAAGAUAUGUUUAUGUGAUUUACAUUGGCAAGGGUAAUCACGGUUUUCACAAACAACCAAUCACAUUGAUGUAAUAAAACAUUAAAACAUG
This is a messenger RNA of Mizuhopecten yessoensis (Yesso scallop), 1575 nucleotides long. RefSeq names its product EGF-like domain-containing protein 2. Bases 118 to 1170 code for a protein of 350 amino acids. The transcript is spliced from 10 exons. Lineage: Eukaryota; Metazoa; Mollusca; Bivalvia; Pectinida; Pectinidae. The record is from RefSeq and is a predicted model, not a curated record.